Messenger RNA from Physcomitrium patens, 2742 nucleotides. RefSeq names its product ATP-dependent RNA helicase HAS1. The record is from RefSeq and is a predicted model, not a curated record. NCBI's taxonomy places the organism in Eukaryota, Viridiplantae, Streptophyta, Bryopsida, Funariales, Funariaceae. Gene Ontology annotation, molecular function: ATP binding; RNA helicase activity; nucleic acid binding.
GGUUUAAGGGAGCAAAGAAUUAGGGUUUUGGAGGUGUGAAGAAGUUCUCACAGUUUAGUGAAUUCGUAGUUGUAGCAACAGUCGUAUCAGCGUCGCGUUCCGUCUAGUUUGUCAUAGGUGAUUCUAUGGCCCCGUCAAGAGCGAUGGUAGAGAAGAAACAAUCAAAGGUGGAGGCUGAGGUUGAUGGUGCCGGGCCAGAGUUGGCGUCCAGGUCGCAGAAAAAACAGAAAUCUAGAAAACGGCAGAAUGGUACUUCACAGGUGAACACCGACUUGACUGAGGCGACUGGUAACGGACAUGACGAGCGUGAAGUUGGAAAUCCGAAAAAGAAGAAGAAGAUGUUGAAUGUGCAGCCACAGGUUGUGGAAGCGAACGCCGAGGAAGAGGAAGAGAAGGCGGAGGAGGAAAUGGAUGGAGAGGUCGCAGAGCAAGCGGAGGCUGACGAAAGAGACAGCAAGGACGAACCCGACGUUGCCAAGGCUGAAAUGAACAGCAAGAAAGGCAAGAAGACUACCUUCACUAUUGAGAAUUUAGGAGGAACUACUCAGGUUGAAGGGAUUAUGAGUACCACCGCCUUCGAGUCGUUGCCGGUUUCGGAGCCCACCAAGAAUGCCCUGAAAGACACCGGGUUUACUCACAUGACCGAGAUUCAAGCGAGGUCAAUUCCUCAACUGCUGACUGGUCGCGACGUUCUGGGAGCUGCAAGGACUGGAUCGGGAAAAACGCUGUCGUUCGUGGUGCCGGCAGUGGAGUUGCUAUUUCAUGGACACUUCAUGCCGCGAAACGGGACUGGAGUGAUAGUUAUCUCUCCCACGAGAGAGCUUGCCAUGCAGAUAUAUGGAGUCGCUCGAGACAUACUGAAGUAUCACAAGCAAACGCACGGUAUUGUGAUGGGGGGAGCGAACAGGAGAACGGAGGCGGAGAAGCUGGUGAAGGGGGUGAACUUCUUGGUGGCUACUCCAGGUCGGCUGUUGGAUCACUUGCAGAACACGAAGGGGUUUGUGUUCAAGAACCUGAAGUGUCUGGUGAUCGACGAAGCGGAUCGAAUCCUGGAAAUAGGGUUCGAGGAGGAAAUGAAGCAGAUAAUAAAGUUGUUGCCGAAGGAGAGACAAACAGUGCUGUUUUCAGCCACUCAGACGACAAAGGUAGAGGAUUUGGCGCGGGUGUCGUUCAAGAAGGCCCCUCUGUACAUCGGUGUAGACGACGGUCGAUCGAAGGCGACAGUGGAAGGAUUGGAGCAAGGGUAUUGUGUGGUGUCGAGUGCGCAGCGAUUCUUGCUUCUGUUCACGUUUUUGAAGAAAAAUCUGAAGAAGAAGAUUAUGGUGUUCUUUUCGUCGUGCAACUCUGUGAAGUUCCACAGCGAACUGUUGAACUACAUCGACAUUCCGUGCCUGGACAUUCACGGGAAACAGAAGCAGCAGAAGAGGACGUCAACGUACUUUGAGUUCUGCAAUGCGGAGAAGGGUAUCCUACUGUGCACGGACGUUGCUGCACGUGGGCUAGACAUUCCAGCAGUGGACUGGAUUAUUCAGUAUGACCCUCCAGAUGACCCAAGGGAGUACAUUCACAGAGUGGGUCGAACUGCAAGAGGUGAAGGAGCGCAGGGCCGGGCGCUGCUGUUUCUGAUACCGGAGGAGUUGGGAUUCCUGAAGUAUCUGAAGGGCGCAAAAGUGCCAUUGAACGAGUACGAGUUUCCAUUGAACAAGAUAGCGAAUGUGCAGUCACAACUGGAAAAGCUGGUGGAGAAGAACUACUACCUGCAUCAGUCGGCUCGUGAUGCAUACCGGUCUUACUUGCUGGCUUACAACUCGCAUGCUAUGAAAGACAUAUUCAACGUGCAUCGGCUGGAUCUACAGGCGGUGGCGUCGUCAUUCGGGUUCAACUGCCCUCCGAAGGUGAACCUGAAUCUGGAUAGCAGUGCUGCAAAGUUCAGGAAGAAGGGGCCAAAAGUGGAAGGGCGGAGUAUCGGCAAGCACGGGUUCAAUGCAAGCAAUCCUUAUGGGAAGAAAGCAGGUGGAGGCGCGACGAAGUUCACCCGGUUCUAGGAUGAGUUGGUGGAGGGUUGGUGGCGCAUUUGUGCGGCGGUAGAAAGGAGAAUAGGUUAGCGGUAGGGACAGCAGCGCAAGCAGUUUAGGUUAAGUGGGUAGAAUGUGGAUUCAAUGAGGGGGAGAAGUGGGAUGGUGAAUCUGAGAUUCUGGUAGCCACGACAUAGUUUUUGAUUUGGCGUUGGCGUGUCGAUCUCGGAUGCCCCAAUUGGAUGAUGGUGGUAGCCUCCAGCAGAGAAGAGGAUGCGGGCGGCUUGGUGUAACGUGAGAUAGGGAAGCAUGUGGGGAGAGUGCACAUAUGUGUCAUAACUUGGGUCAUGAACCUGGAACUUGACCAAUGGAGCAUGAUGCAAUCUGUGCUUUCGAGGACUUCGAUUGUGGAAGAUUUUAAAAUUAGGCAGUUGGAGGAUUCUCUGCGGGUUUUCUAGACUGGCGGUGCAAACUGGGCUGGCGGAACAGCAUGUGGCGAGGGUGCACUGAAUGUGUUGGCGUCAGGGUGUGCUCGGCCGCCUAAAUGGAGGGUUUGUGCAAAAAUCGGAAGGGGUGCCUUUGUGGAAAUCUUGAUCUAUUUCACGAGCACAAGCUUGUAAUUCUUGUGGUAUGGCACACCCACAUUGCAACAUACAAUUUUUUAGUUUUGUUCUUGAUUUUGAAGAAAAUUUAUUUAUUUUUGUUUCUCGGAUGAAAUUAUCUUUUA